AUGAUUUGCGUUAUUCUACAUUGUGAAAAUUCUGCAAAAGAAGAGGAGCACGGAUUAUGUAAUGCUCAUCUAAAUAUCUGGAAAGAGAGUCCAUCGUUAUUCCCUGGUAAUAUAAAAAUUCAAAACGUUUCAAAUCAUACAAAUUUAAUCGAAAUUCCAAAAAAGACGCAACUUUUUAAAGAGAUUGAAAAGAAAUUUUUUAAUGAUUGGGUGAAACCCAAUGCUGACGAUCUUCGAAUUGAAGCAAUCUAUAACAUUUAUUUGAAUCCAACGAUCGUCGAAAACUAUAAGGCUUAUCGUUUACAGGUUGAAUUAAGAGGAAAUUUCAAGGGACAAGGCCUUCCUGAAGGAAAUGAAAAAAUUUUGUAUCAUGGAACGGAUCAUAUUUGUCAAAUAAUUUCUGAUAAAACCCAUCAAAAUAAUUUGUGUAAAACUGAUAGAUGUGGUGGUUGCGGUAUAUUAAUGAAUGGAUUCGAUAUUUCUAAGGUGGGACAUAAUAACCAGCGCAGAACCUUUCAACGACUAGGUCAAGGACUUUAUUUUACCCCAUAUUCAUCAAAAGCACAUUUUUAUGGGCAUGGAGGUGCGAAAAAAUGUCCGAAGGAUAAUAGUAGAACUUGUAGAAUUAUGUUCAUGUCUAAAGUUGCCAUUGGUAAUCCCUGGGCACCACCAAAAGUGAGCCAAAACACGAGCUGUAUACCUGCAGGAUAUGAUAGUAUUUGGGGACGAAAAGGCCACUGCCCUCACGGCUCAGCCGUACUGAAUUAUGAGGAAUAUGCGAUUUAUCGACGUCACUCAGUUGGACCUAUUUUACCACCUCCUAUUCGUGAAUCUCAGGAAUACGAAUUCGAAAAAAUGUUAAUGUCAUCCGAUUUCUCCCAAUCUUUAGAUCCUCAAUGCUGUAAUAAAUCAAUUGUAACAGAAUUAAAUGAGUUAAAUAAAUUAUCCAAAAGAAAUGAUGGAAAUAAAAAUGAUUAUCUAGUUAUACAAUGUUCGAAGCAUCUCAAGAAGAAUACUCAUGAAAAAGAUUCAUCAAAAUGUGGAUUUGUGAAAUUUAUAAAUAAUUUUUGGAAAAAAAUAUUAAAGAGAAAAAAAAAUACUAAAGUUAUUUGUGGCAUUGGAAAAUGUUCAGAAACAGUUACGGUGAAAAGAAUAAAAGCUGGCAAAAAGAUGAUUGUUAAGCGAGUUACUAAAGAUAAACUUGGGUCCGAAGAUUAUUACAUAAAUGGUCAUCCGGCAAGUUCUUCCCCACUGAUAGAAUUACAAACAUCGUCAUCAUUAUCCAAUGAAAAUUCUAAUUUCGAAUUGCAACGUUCGUCUUCAUUAGUUUUAGAAGAUAAUCAUGAAUUGAUUAAUUCACCUCGUAAUUCUAUUGAUGAUUCUUCUUUAUCAAGUCUAUCAUUAAAAAUUCCUGUAGAAUUAAAAUUAAUGUUAUCUCAUAGUACAGAUGGACCUGAAUUAAUUACCUAUUUUGAUGAAGAUAAAUAUUAUUAUUAUAUUACUAAAAUGCAUGGUAUUAGAAAACGGAAAUGGAAAAAACCUAGAACUACUUCAAUUGCGGAAUAA
Diversispora eburnea is the source of this 1566-nucleotide messenger RNA. The record is from the annotation of a GenBank genome assembly. Lineage: Eukaryota; Fungi; Glomeromycota; Glomeromycetes; Diversisporales; Diversisporaceae.